Messenger RNA from Phragmites australis (common reed), 2525 nucleotides. RefSeq names its product CBL-interacting protein kinase 11-like. Lineage: Eukaryota; Viridiplantae; Streptophyta; Magnoliopsida; Poales; Poaceae. Gene Ontology annotation, molecular function: protein kinase activity; ATP binding. The coding region runs from base 666 to 2237 and encodes 523 amino acids. The record is from RefSeq and is a predicted model, not a curated record. Gene Ontology annotation, biological process: protein phosphorylation; signal transduction. The transcript has 2 exons.
AGCGCGCCGCCAAAUGAACACGAACCGGCAGCAGAAUUACAAGAUUCCGAGGGAUCGAAUCAGAAAACGCUCUCGGUUGUGCCGCGGCAGCCGAGACCUAGAGGAGACGAAGAAAUCUGAGCAGCAGCCUCUGGAGCGCAGACGGAAAUCCCUCUUGCUCUUCGGAACAUGCAGCUGCCAGGCAAGUGACUAGACGGGAAGUCGGGCACCAAAUCGGCCCCCCUUUGCUUUCGCGAGAUCGAACUCCGGUCUCGCUCCACGGCAAUUCCCCCUCGUCCUUGUCCUCCCACCACCACCACCACCACCUCUACUGGUGCAGGAUUGCCAUGGAGUCGAGAUCCAUCCGGUCUUAGCAUUGAUCUCCUUUGCUGUUUUUGACCUGCCACUGCACAAGACUUGGGAAUGCAGAAAAAUGUGCUUGCACUACAACAAGCAACUAUUUCGUGCAAACAAGACCCGAGCUUUGUUCAAGCUGAUAUUACUGGACUCUCACGAGAAUGUGCUGCAUGAUUCCAUUCUUCUUUUACGUGUUUUAAAGCACAGCAGAUUGAAGGCCUCUAGAUUUUUAGAUCAUCAUCUUGGAGACGACGGUUAACAUCUGCUGCAUUCUCUUAUAUAGGUGGUGUGUGGUGUUUAUUCAUUUUACUAUCUUUGUAUAGCUUGGUAUGAUGGACGGGAGGAGGACUAUCUUGAUGGGACGAUAUGAAAUCGGGAAACAACUGGGACAAGGAAACUUCGCAAAGGUAUAUUAUGCUCGGAAUCUUACAACCGGCCAAGCUGUUGCCAUAAAGAUGAUUAACAAGGACAAGGUCAUGAAGGUUGGGCUCAUGGAGCAGAUAAAGAGGGAAAUUUCAAUAAUGAGAUUAGUGAAGCAUCCAAAUGUUCUGCAGCUUUUUGAGGUUAUGGCUAGCAAGAGCAAGAUUUAUUUUGUUUUGGAGUAUGCUAAAGGUGGUGAGCUUUUCAACAAAAUAGCUAAGGGGGGAAAGCUUAGUGAGGAUGCUUCUAGGAAAUACUUUCACCAAUUGAUCGGUGCCGUCGAUUAUUGCCACAGUCGAGGUGUUUAUCACCGUGAUUUGAAGCCUGAAAACCUACUACUGGAUGAGGAUGAAAACCUUAAAGUCUCAGAUUUUGGUUUGAGUGCCCUAGCAGAGUCCAAGAGGCAAGAUGGUCUUCUCCAUACCACAUGUGGAACUCCAGCUUAUGUUGCUCCUGAAGUGCUCAGCAGAAAAGGCUAUGAUGGUGCAAAGGCAGAUAUAUGGUCAUGUGGAGUAAUUCUGUUUGUGCUUGUGGCUGGUUACCUUCCUUUCCAUGACACAAAUUUGAUAGAGAUGUACAAAAAGAUAUCCAGAGCAGAGUUUAGAUGCCCUCGUUUUUUCUCUGCCGAGCUGAAAGAUCUGCUACAUAAAAUCCUCAAUCCAGAUCCAAGUACUAGAAUUUCUAUAUCAAGGAUAAAAAGAUGUGCUUGGUACAGAAGAUCGGUUGAGGUCAAUGCAAAGAAAAGCGAGGCCGAGACAAUGGAGAACACUUUUACAGGUGAAGCUACAACUUCUGGUUCAACAGAAUGUGGCACGUCUGAGGGAAAUCAAGGGUCAUCAAGCCUCCCAAACUUGAAUGCAUUUGACAUCAUCUCUCUCUCAACAGGAUUUAAUCUUUCUGGUUUUUUUGAGGAUAAGUAUGGUCGCAGGGAAGAACGAUUUACCACCAGGCAGCCGUUAACGACAGUUUUUACAAAGUUGAAGGAGCUCGCCAAACGCUUAAAGCUAAAGGUUAAGAAGAAAGAAAACGGAAUCUUGAAAUUGGCAGCUCCAAAGGAAGGAAAGAAGGGCGUUCUUGAGCUUGAUGCAGAGCUUUUUGAGGUUGCUCCUUCUUUGCUGUUAGUUGAACUGAGAAAAACCAAUGGGGACACUAUGGAGUAUCAAAAGCUAGUGAAAGAAGAGAUAAGGCCAGCACUUAAGGAUAUUGUUUGGGUUUGGCAAGAUGAUCAGCACCUGCUCUCACAACCAAAUCUGCAAGGACAGCAGCCGCAGUCUCCAUUCUCACCACCGCAGCCACAGGAUCAGUUGCGACCAUCAUUGCCACAGGAGCAGCAGAACUUGUUUGAAGCGCCAUUGCCAUCACAACAACCGUUGGACGAGUUGCAACCGCCAAUUGGGCCAGUGCAACCUGAGCAGCUGUCACCACAGGAGCCGUUGGACCAGUUGCAAUCACCAAUCGCUCCAGAGCAACAAAAUAACUAGUUCUAACAGCAAGCUGGUAAUUCGUAUGUUCUUCUCAGCCAUAGUUCAUAGUUGUACUUCUGUUUUUACUUUUUGUUCUUUCUGUUUCUAAUUCUUCUGAAAUUGUAAAGUUGUAUGCCUGUAUGUAUUGCAGAAGUGCCAUGUAUUUCAAUGUGGAAUCUACUAUAGAAUGCAUCUGAUGUCAAAACAAAUUUUUUUGACGAUUGAAAAGUCAUUGUUCUUGGUUUCCUCUGCAAUCUCGUUGUUAUGAGCAGAUCUAGCGCUGUGGGCUUCGGCAUAUCCUUUAUG